This is a messenger RNA of Cinclus cinclus, 2337 nucleotides long. It is a transcript of the gene NAALADL2, whose product is annotated as N-acetylated alpha-linked acidic dipeptidase like 2. The coding region runs from base 4 to 2337 and encodes 777 amino acids. The record is from RefSeq and is a predicted model, not a curated record. The transcript has 13 exons. Lineage: Eukaryota; Metazoa; Chordata; Aves; Passeriformes; Cinclidae.
AGGAUGGCCUAUCACAAAGUGAAUGCAGACCAGAGAGCACAGGGGCACUCUCCAUACCUCGACAACGAUGAGCUCCAAGCCACAGCGCUGGAACUGGAGUGGGACAUGGAGAAGGAGCUGGAGGAGCCUGGCUUUGACCAUUUCCGACUGGACAGUGCAGCCCAGCACCACCUGGGGAACUCACAGAGCCCUGACCUCGACCUGGAGCCCACCCAGCCUUCCUCUUCUCCAAAGGGAAGAUUCCAGAGGCUUCAGGAAGACCCCGACUACGUCUCCCACUACACGAGACAGGCACCAAAGAGCAACCGCUGCAGCUUUCUUCGGGUACUGAAAGUAUUUUGCACUGCUUUGAUUUUAUUUAUUUUUGGAAUUGUGAUAGGAUAUUAUGCACGCAAGAAAUGCCCUUCUCCUCCAACAUCUCAAGAACCAAAUAAUCCUCAUAUCUACCAUGAAAUUCUCCAGGAAAUCAAAGCUGAAAAUAUUCGACGGAUUUACAGAGAUUUGUUGGAGUUCCCCAGAGAAGAUGAUGCAGACAUUGCAGUGAAGAUCCUGGCUCAGUGGCGUUCCCAAGGCCUGGAAGAUGUCCGGCUGGUGAAUUACUCUGUUCUGCUUGACCUGCCAGGCCCUUCUUCAAACACAGUAACUCUGCAAAACAGCGGGGAGUGCUUUUAUCCAAGUGGACAGCAGUGCAGCAGAGACCCCAAAACACUUCACAGCCAAGACCUCCUGUACUCCUAUGCAGCUUAUUCUGCCAAAGGAACUCUUGAGGCAGAGCUUGUUGAUGUCCAGUAUGGGACCAUGGAAGACCUGAUCCGGAUUCGAGCCUUCACAAAUGUGACCAAAAAAAUUGCACUUUUGAAGCUGGGACAAUCACCUUUGCUUUAUAAGCUUUCUCUGCUGGAAGAUGCAGGGUUUGGUGGUGUUCUCCUUUACACUGAUCCUUGUGACUUGCCAAAGACUGCAGACCUUGCUGAUAAAGCUUUUAUGGUCUCCUUGAACAGUGGAGGAGAUCCAUCCACGCCGGGGUAUGCCAGUAUUGAUGGAAGCUACAGGCAAAAUCGACUGAACCUCACAAGACUGUUGGUACAACCAAUUUCUGCAGUGCUUGCCAGAAAACUUGUUUCCCUGCCUGAGGACACUGCCCAAAAAGACAAGUGUACACCCCUCCAAGUGCCAGCUGCAGGCAAAAAAAUGAUUAGUCUAAACAUUCAGUCUGUCACAACUUACAAGACAAUUUCUAAUGUCAUUGGAUAUCUAAAAGGAGCUGUAUUUCCUGACAGAUACGUCAUCAUUGGUAGCCAUCACAGCAGUGUGAAGGGUUAUGGUGGGCAAGGCUGGGCCAGCAGCACUGCUGUCAUCACAGCCCUGCUCCAAGCCCUGAUGGCAAAGGUGCAGAGGGGCUGGAGACCUGACAGGACCCUGCUCUUCUGCUCCUGGGGAGGAACAGCCCUGGGGAACGUCGGCUCCUACGAGUGGGCUGAGGAUCACAGGAGCGUUCUUCAAAGAAAUGUUGUGGCCUAUGUUAGCCUCCAUAAUCCAGUCACAGGCAACUCAACUCUACACCCCAUUGCAUCCCCUUCUCUUCAGCAGCUGGCAGCAGAGAGCCAGAGCUUCAGCUGUGUGGAAAAGGCUAGAUGUGCAGGAUCCAAUGUGAGUUCUGUGCAGAUGCAGGGAGAUUCAGAUUAUUUCAUCAACCGCCUCGGAAUACCUGCCAUGCAGUUUUCCUAUGAGGACAUCAAAGCAUCAGAGAAUUCCAGCUUUCUCUCUGAAGCUCUUUUUUCUGCACAUGCAACAAAAACUGAAGAGCUGGAUCCCUCCUUCAGCCUGCAUGAGACCAUUGCAAAGCUAACAGGACAAGUGACUUUGCAAAUUGCCACUGAUCCAGUUUUGCCAUUCAGUGCCCUCGACAUCGCAUUAGAAGUCCAGAACAGUCUGAAAGGUGAUGAAGCAGGUGUUCCUCAGCUGCUGGCAGUGGCAUCAAGGCUGAGGGACACGGCAGAGCUGUUCCAGUCAGACGAGAUGCGCCCAGCCAAUGACCCCAAGGAGAGAGCUCCUGUCAGAGUCAGGAUGCUCAAUGAUGUGCUGCAAGGCUUGGAGAAAAGCUUCCUUGUUCAUCAAGCUCCUCCAGGAUUUUACAGAAAUAUUCUUUACAGACUGGAUGACAGGACCAGCCAGUUUUCGGUACUGCUGGAGGCACUGGAGCACUCCAAACUACAUCAGUCAAAUGAGACCCUUCAAGCAGCCUUGUCAGAGGUGCUGAACAGCAUCAAUUCAGCUCAGGUUUACUUCAAAGCAGGCCUUGAUGUGUUUGAGACUACCUUAGCUGGAAAGAAAUGA